AUGGCUUUCGGUAAGGAUAUGGACGCCUGGGCCGGCGACACCGGUCUCUCCCUCGUCGAGAGGAAUGAGAAAAAGUCUCGCUUCGCCAUCUCUUGGGCUGAGGCCAAGCUGCUCACCAUUGCUGGUGUCGGUUUCCUCAUGGAUGCAUGGGACUUGUUCAUCAUUAACAUGAUCUACGCGAUCAUCCUCGUCGCUUACUACCCCAAGAACACCAAGAAUAUCGACUGGGGUCUCGAAGGCGGUGUGCUCAAGGCCUCCGCCAACAUUGGCAACAUUGUUGGUCAGCUCUUCUUCGGUUUCUGCGGUGACAUGUUCGGUCGAUCUGCCGUUUACGGUAAGGAGCUCAUCAUUGUCAUCUUCGCCGUCAUCCUUCAGAUCUCUGCUCCCGACUCCAUUGGUGGCCACGGUAUCACCAUCUGGCUUGCCGUCUUCCGCUUCAUUAUGGGCAUUGGUAUCGGAGGUGAUUAUCCAAUGUCUGCCACCAUCGUUGCUGACCGUUCUUCGCUCAAGAACCGUGGUUUCUUACUCUCCUGGAUCUUCUCCAACCAGGGUUGGGGUAACCUCGUCGGUGCUCUCUUUGCCGUUAUUGUCAUUGCUGCUUACCGCCACUACGUCGAUGCUGGUCAGAUUCACAAGCUUUCCGGUGCUUGGCGUAUCCUCCAGGGUCUGACUUUGAUCCCUGCCUUCCUCGUUCUCUACUUCCGUCUCACCCUUGUCGAGUCCACCCGUUUCACUCAGGCUCGUAAGCUCCAGGACGACCCUGAGCUCAUUGCCAAAGGUCACAACAACCUCAACCGCUCCAACUCGGACGACGCUUCGCUCUCCAAGGAGAAGGCUCUCGGUGGUGCCAUGACCCCCGUUGAGGAGACCGCUGUCGGUAUGUCGUUCAAGUCGAUCGGCAAGCCUAAGAACGAGUUUAUCGAGUACUUCUCCGAGUGGAAGAACGCCAAGAAGCUCAUCGGAUGCGCCGCUUGUUGGUUCCUCGUCGACAUCACCUUCUACGGUAUCAACCUCAACCAGUCUUCCAUUCUUUCGGCUAUCGGUUUCACCAAGGGUUCCACCUGGGGCAAGCUCAUGAAGACUGCCACUGGUAACCUCAUCAUCACUGUUGCUGGUUUCCUCCCCGGCUACUUCUUCACCGCCUUCACUGUUGACAUCGUCGGCCGCAAGCCCAUCCAGCUCCUCGGUUUCGCCAUGAACGCCCUCUUCCUCGGUAUCCUUGCUGGCAAGUUCGACAGCCUCAAGCACCAGACUGGUCCUUUCUUCGUCAUCUUUGUCUUCCUCCAGCUCUUUUUCAACUUCGGUGCCAACGCCACCACCUUCAUCAUCCCUGCCGAGGCUUUCCCCACUCGUGUUCGUGCUACCGCUCACGGUUUCUGCGCUGCUUGCGGAAAGUGCGGUGCCAUUCUCUCAUCGCUCUUCUUCUCCUACCUCGCCAACAAGACCAAGCUCGGCAACACCGGUGUCUUCUGGAUCUUCUUCGGUGUUUCCAUCCUCGGUGCCAUUGUCACUGUUCUCCUCGUUCCCGAGACUAAGGAGUAUGAUGCUGACGAGGACGACCGAAAGUGCCUCGCUGCUCGCGCUGGUGUCCAGUAA
Ustilago hordei is the source of this 1596-nucleotide messenger RNA. Its product is annotated as putative PHO84 - Inorganic phosphate permease. Gene Ontology annotation, molecular function: transmembrane transporter activity. Gene Ontology annotation, biological process: transmembrane transport. The record is from RefSeq and is a predicted model, not a curated record. Gene Ontology annotation, cellular component: membrane. The coding region runs from base 1 to 1596 and encodes 531 amino acids. The transcript has a single exon. Lineage: Eukaryota; Fungi; Basidiomycota; Ustilaginomycetes; Ustilaginales; Ustilaginaceae.